CAGGUUAUGGACCUCAAAUUAGAAUUUCUUUACAAUUAACAACAAAAGAUGCAAGGUUAUUGGUCCUGAAAGAGUAAGCAUGAGUGUACGAGUAACCACUAAUGCAGUUACAUAUAUUUUCCAUGGAUGGUAUAUUCCUAAUGUGAAUGAAAAUACAUUGUCCCCCAAAUGUUUGUGAAGCCAGAUCACCAUAACAAUACUCAUGUUAUCUCAAGGUUGUAAACAGCAUAUGCUAUAUAAAACAGCUGGAAAGUCUUUUACGGAACAGACUUAUGUGAUCAGUUGGGGGAUAAUCAUUAUUUGAACUUGUUAAAACAGUAUCUAAGAUGAUUAAAGUUGCAAUAUUCUUUCUAUUUUUGACAGUAGUCUGUUGUGCAAAUGGGUAUCGACAGGGAGAAGAUCUUGGAAAUCCGUUCAUCCGCAAUUACAGAUACACAGAUGGAAAUCAAGAAUUAAGCGACAGAGAAUGGCAGAUGAGACGUGAAAUAGAAAGAAGAAAUCAGAGACAAAGGGCUAUUAACCAACAGGCAGAAAGAUUAGCUGAGUGGUUCGAAGGAAAUUACGAAGAAAAUGAACAAGAGCGGUAUGAGCGAGACAGAGAACAGCAGAGAUGGAGAGUAAGAGAAGAGGAAUAUGAACCAGUUUAUGAAAGGAAUGUACAACCUUAUUGGACGCCUUAUGAAUAUGAUUCUCAAGCAUAUCCCUGGGGCGCCUACGCCGUGCCUUAUGUGUAUUAUUAAAUCAGACGGACAUUCACAUUAUUAUUGUUUUAAAAUACAAAAUUAUUUAUUAAAAGUAUUUAUUGC
Molecule: messenger RNA, 806 nt
Organism: Maniola jurtina (meadow brown)
Lineage: Eukaryota; Metazoa; Arthropoda; Insecta; Lepidoptera; Nymphalidae
Exons: 4
Coding region: 327-740 (137 amino acids)
Source: RefSeq, a predicted model, not a curated record